This is a messenger RNA of Branchiostoma belcheri (Belcher's lancelet), 588 nucleotides long. RefSeq names its product tyrosine-protein kinase SRK3-like. Gene Ontology annotation, biological process: cell surface receptor protein tyrosine kinase signaling pathway; protein phosphorylation; positive regulation of kinase activity. The transcript has 4 exons. Lineage: Eukaryota; Metazoa; Chordata; Leptocardii; Amphioxiformes; Branchiostomatidae. Gene Ontology annotation, cellular component: signaling receptor complex. The coding region runs from base 25 to 255 and encodes 76 amino acids. The record is from RefSeq and is a predicted model, not a curated record. Gene Ontology annotation, molecular function: transmembrane receptor protein tyrosine kinase activity.
UUUGGAGUCCUUCUUUGGGAGAUCAUGACAAUGGGCAACCUUCCGUAUGAGGGGAUGAAGGGCAAAAGGGUGAUGGACAUGAUCAAAGAUGGCGGCCGGUUGGAGAAGCCAAGCAGCUGCCCGGACGAAAUAUACACCCUGAUGACCAGUUGCUGGGAGACCCUCCCGGACGACAGGCCGACUUUUCCUGAACUGAGAUCAAGCCUCAUCAAAAUUAUGCAAGGCUUCAAGACAUACGCGUCACUUCUGAAGUAGAGCAAGAGGAAUUGUGACAUUUCUACACUACGUUCGAUGUAGCUGCACAAAGUGACGAUGACAUAUGGUGUCCUGUUUUCAACCGUUUGGUAAUUUCUCAUGUAUAGUGGCCGCGUGAAUAUCAACUUUCCUAGAAAAUUCCCCAGCAUUCUGGUACGAAAAAAAAAUAAAAAGAAGGCACUAAAAAUAACAUUUUUUUGUCUUAAGAUUUUUAAUUUGAUACACGUGACUAUAACAAUAUGUAUAUAAGAUCACUCUAUAAGAAAUACGAAUGUUACAGUUUUCUAAAAUUAGCUUUCAAAAUUUGCUAUAGCUCUCUAAUGCUGUAUUAAA